AUGGUGGACGCGACUACAAUGAAGAAGUCGUCCGCAGUACCAGAGAUUAAACCCCUGGACCAGUACGACUUAAACAGGGCUAAAAUAUGCGCGAGUGUCCGCUGGUUACUGCUCAAGUCCUUUGGAUCUGGAGAGAAUAUUCCGGCAGACUUGCGGGAGCCCCUGUACUCCGACCAGUAUGAACAGGAGCAUCUCAGACCGGGCGUGCUGCGUCUCCUGCUCUCGGCUGAGCUGUACUGUCGCGCUCUCUCCGCCGUCCAGCAGGAGGCGCCACAGCAGUGCGCUGCAGGGGCGCCCAGGGACCACGCCAGUGUGCUGCAUGUCCUGAGUAAACGUGGACUGAGCCCACAGUACCAGGACAGGACCGUGACCGAGACAGAGCUACGCCGCAUACCCCCUCACACGGAAGCCCACUUGGCUGUGAUCGAUGCGAUGAUGUCACUGGCUGCCAUGGAUACCGUGGGGGCUGUAAAGAUGGCAAAGGAGGCGGGGCAGCUGGGAGGCGGGUCCUCCUGGGAGAACUGUCUGCUCUUCUGGGUCAAUAAGGUGAAUCAGAAGAUGAGAGAAAACACAGAGGCAGGGGAGGGUCAGAAACCUCAACCCAGCUCAGAACUCCAACCUGUCCAGCCAUCUUGCCCAACCCGCUGGUACUGGAAGCUUGUGCCUCAUGCCAUCGCUUUUUGUUUGAAGGAGUCGGGGAAUAAACCGCCUGUGAUCCGUUAUAGAAAGGAUAAAGUGCAGUCCAAGCGGACUCCCUCGUUCCCUGUCGUCUCUGGGCUGAAGGAUCUGUCCAGUGGCUGUGCUGUGGCCUCUCUGCUGCACUUCUACUGUCCCCACAUACUCAGGCUGGAGGAUGUGUGUUUGAAAGACACCAUGGCUGUGGCUGACAGUCUACAUAACCUGCAGCUCAUCAGAGAAUUCUGUGACAGCUUUCUGAAAGGGUGCUGCCCCCUAGUGCUGGAGGACCUUCUCUACACUCCACUAACACUGCAGGUUAACAUCAUGUGCUUCGUCGCUGAAUUACUGCGUUGGUUUGAGCUGCAGAAGCCCGACUUCGUCCAGCCCUUACACACACUGGACCUCACAGAUGCCUCUGGGUUGGAGGACUGCAUAAGUCCGGACAAUGGCAAUAGUAACAGUGGCUCCCCGUCCUUUAUCUUCAAGCAGCCGUUCUUGCCUAUUUCCUCUCCAGUUUCCCCCGCAGGAGGGACGGAGGGACGAGGGUGGAGUAAGAAACAGAUCAGUCGCCCCCUGUCUGCGGUGGCGUUCAGCAUCCCUUUCCCUCUGGACAGCGACGUCGAUAUCGUUAUGGGCAACCCUCUGUUCCGGUCCGUCAGCACUGACAGCCUGACCCCUGGGGUUGCCGCGGGAACCGGCUCCACCCCUUACAGUCCGCCGGAGGACCUGAGCCGUCUGAUACACACAGCACCUUUAGGGGAACUGCCCACCAUCGAAGAGGCGCUCCAGAUCAUACACACGGGCCGGGGGGUGCGGACCGAACCACGUCUGCGUCCGGAGGGAGCACCAGAUGGUUUCUACCUUCACUCUCCUGAGGAGAAUGGCUCCAGACUUAGCAGCUCAGCUCCCUGCCGCUCAGGAAUGAUCUACCGACCAAUCGGAAGGGACCUUGAGGCCAGGGAGAUGAGGGGCGGCGGCAGACGGACUUCAGUGGGAUCUCGCGAUGACGAUUCCGUACUUCGCGACGGCAGCGUGGAUUCUGACGCGUCUGAGGAUUACCCAAGAUGCUCUUCCUCGAAUCCCGUCACUCCUGCUAACGGCCCAAAAGUCGGACGGAUGACAAGUUUUGCUGAACGGAGGAAAAGAGUUCCAGAGACGUCCGAAUCAUCUCCAACCACCUCCGCGGUCCCAGGGCUGGAAGAUUUGAUGAGCCCAGGAUUGGGGAGCCCUGUUGGGGCAGCGGAGGCACAGGAACUGGGUGCCAGGCUGGAGGAGAAACGCAGAGCUAUUGAGGCUCAGAAAAGAAGGAUAGAAGCAAUCUUCACCAGACACAGGCAGAGACUGGGAAAGAACGCCUUCCUCCAGCUGAGGAGGGAACAGGGAGAGGGCGGGGCAGCAGAGGAGGCAGAGUCUAUGACAUUGGAGGAGCGACUUACCCGCAUGGAAGAGGAGCUUCGAGUUCAGGAGGAGAAAGACAAGCAGGAGGAGGCGAGCAAACAGAAAGAGGAAAAAGAAAAGGAGAGAGAGAACGGUGGGGAGAAGGAGCGCCCUGGCACAGGUACGCAGGGGGAGAUGAAAGCACCUCCCAAACUGGAGAAGCAAGUGACCUUCUCCGUGGAACCGAGGACAGGCUCGGAGAGAGAGCCUCCUCUGGCUGAAUACAACGAGGCAGUGUCCAAGCUAAGCUCUGUCCUGCAGACGCUGCAGAGGGACAUGCAGCGCCUCACGGAGCAGCAGCAAAGACUCAUGGGAAAAAAAGUUCCUUCCCCUGCCAGAGCCACACCCUCCAAAAGGACAUCAAACCCCAGCAAAGCAUGGGUCAUUCCAGCUGGCCCUAACUCCUCGACCACGCCCACUAAGACGAUGACCACUCCCCCUCGCCUCUCUCGAGAGUCCACCCGUGUGCUCUCGCCUUCAGGCUCCCCUUCCCGCUCGGGACAUGCUCAAAGCACCACGCCCAGAUCUCCUCAAGCUGCCACCUCUUCAUCCACGCCGUCUCGUAAAGCACGGAAUGGCACCCCGAAAAGCCCCAGACACCAGCGCCCCACUCGCCCAUCCGACCUGGGCUUCCCGCCUCUCACGAGGGUCCUGGCCCCUGCUCAAAACGUGGACACCCUUCCUCACCUUCGACGAGUCUCUCCCAGCCAGUGUCAGGUGCAGACAUCCUCAUCCAUCCGACUUGGGGGAGCGCAAACUCCUCAGGGCUGCCCACCACACCCACCGGUGACCCAGGAAAGUGCCUCAGAGUCAGGGUCGAGUGACGACCCCACUCCCUUGUUCUCUCUGGAGCUGGAAGCUGAACCUUCUCAGCCUGGAGGCGCCACUGGGAGCAGCUCAGGCGCUCCAUCCGAAUGUUCGUUUGGCAGUGACGUACUCAACAGCGCUCCUCUGAUGGAAGAGGAGGGGCCCCUAGAGACCGCAGAGGAGACAGAUCAUGAGCAGGGUCCGGAGAUCUUCUCCUCAGACUCCAUGAGUGACCAGACAGAGUCAGAGAGCAAAGGGGGUGUUGGAUUUUACGUUAAGGAGGAGGGUCUCUCUGAGGAGGAGAUGGCCCAGAGGAGAGCAGUGCUGCUGGAGAGACAGCAGCGCAGAGCAGAAGAGAUCAAGAGACGUAGACAGUGGCAUGAUCAAGAGAGAGAAAACGGCUGUUCCUCUUCCUCAGACGAUGUCCGUUCCUCUCAGGUCAUCCCCCCUCUCUCCCAAUCCCUACCUACCUCGUAUACCCCUCCCCCUCCCUCCCAGACCACACCCCCCGCCACACCCCAGAGGCGUGGGGCGUUCACCCGUGCGGAGUACGAGCGGCGGCAGCAGCUGAGGAUCAUGUCUGAUUUGGACAAAGCCCUUAAACAGAAGACAGCCACUGCUCGCACUGCAAAAAAACAACAACAACAACAACAACAACAACGCAGACCCCCCAGCCACCACAGCAACACUACACACACUACACGCAGCCCAGGCAAGCCUGUCGCAGAAUCGAAGCCUGGGAAGACGCACGCAGUCUCCUCACACAGUCCCAGUGCCAGGACACAUCCACUGAAUCCCAAUCAGAUUAACAGUCCUCCGCCUGCAACCAAACCAACAUCCAGUUGCGUUGAUUCGCCCUCACAGCCGAUGUCACCAGGCAGGUUGGCCAAUCAGAAUGGAGAUAGAGACUGGGAGAAUGGUUCCAAUGACUCAUCACCUGCCUCAGGCCCGGAGUACACUGGGCCCAGACUCUUUAAAGAGCCCAGUUUUAAAUCCAACAAAUUCAUCAUUCACAACGCUCUGUCACGCUGCUGUCUGGCAGGCAAGGUUAACGAGGCACAGAAAAACAGGAUCGUAGAGGAGAUGGAAAAAAGCUCAGCCAAUCACUUCCUGAUCCUGCUGCGUGAUGCGAGCUGUCAGUUCAGGGGCGUGUACACUCUCAGUGCCGACUCUGAUGAACUCGUUCGGCUGUGCGGCAUCGGGCCUCGUCUCAUUUCCUCCUCCUGCGUGGAGUCGCUCUAUAAAUACAGUUCGGACAGAAAGCAGUUCAGCACCAUCCCAUCCAAGACCAUGUCCAUGAGUGUGGAUGCCUUCACAGUCCCCGCCCACCUGUGGCACGGCAAGAAACAGGGCACGCCCAAAAAAGCCUCCACGCCCAAAUAG
Molecule: messenger RNA, 4305 nt
Organism: Chanos chanos (milkfish)
Lineage: Eukaryota; Metazoa; Chordata; Actinopteri; Gonorynchiformes; Chanidae
Product: calmodulin-regulated spectrin-associated protein 3
Exons: 20
Coding region: 1-4305 (1434 amino acids)
Biological process (GO): neuron projection development; negative regulation of microtubule depolymerization; cytoplasmic microtubule organization
Cellular component (GO): microtubule minus-end
Molecular function (GO): microtubule minus-end binding; spectrin binding; calmodulin binding
Source: RefSeq, a predicted model, not a curated record